Mangifera indica (mango) is the source of this 1821-nucleotide messenger RNA. Its product is annotated as carotenoid cleavage dioxygenase 7, chloroplastic-like. The coding region runs from base 1 to 1821 and encodes 606 amino acids. Lineage: Eukaryota; Viridiplantae; Streptophyta; Magnoliopsida; Sapindales; Anacardiaceae. Gene Ontology annotation, cellular component: chloroplast stroma. The transcript has 7 exons. Gene Ontology annotation, biological process: carotene catabolic process. Gene Ontology annotation, molecular function: 9-cis-epoxycarotenoid dioxygenase activity. The record is from RefSeq and is a predicted model, not a curated record.
AUGCCCUGUCGUUUCACUCCUACAAAAUUCUUUUCUCCGGAAACACUCUCUCCGGUGCAUAACGCUUCAUAUUCAGUCAAAAUUCCACAAGCUAUAUCAAUUUCCUCUCCAGAUAGCCAAUUUUCCACCAGCUUAACAACUGAAGUUGACGACUCCAUCGCUGCCUUUUGGGACUACCAGUUUCUGUUCGUGUCACAGCGCUCAGAAACAAGCCAGCCCAUCACUCUUCGCGUCGUUGAAGGUUCAGUUCCCACCGACUUUCCUUCCGGCACGUACUAUCUUGCCGGUCCGGGUUUAUUCACCGACGAUCACGGUUCCACUGUGCACCCUCUUGACGGCCAUGGUUACCUGCGAGCGUUUGAUAUCAACGGCGUCACUGGUGAGGUCAAGUUCACGGCGAAGUACGUUAAAACGGAGGCACAAGAAGAGGAGCAUGAUCCCCACACUCGUUCGUGGAGGUUUACUCAUCGGGGUCCGUUUUCAGUGCUGAAAGGAGGAAAGAAAAUUGGUAAUACAAAGGUGAUGAAAAAUGUGGCUAACACGAGUGUUUUGAAGUGGGGGAGAAAGUUGCUGUGCUUUUGGGAAGGUGGGGACCCGUAUGAGAUUGAAUCUGGGACGCUGGAUACUGUGGGGAUGUUUGAUAUGAUCAACGGUUGUGAUUCUUUGCCGGACGGUGGUGAGAGAAGUGCUGAUGUAUGGGACGUAGCUGCGAUGAUGUUGAGGCCGAUUUUAUAUGGAGUGUUUAAAAUGCCACCUAAGCGGUUGUUGUCCCACUAUAAACUAGACGCUCAAAGGAAUAGACUUCUUACGGUGUCAUGCAACGCAGAAGAUAUGUUACUACCGCGUAGCAAUUUUACAUUUUAUGAAUUUGACCCAAAUUUCAAGUUAUUGAACAAGCAAGAAUUCAAUAUCCCCGAUCAUUUGUUGAUCCAUGACUGGGCAUUUACAGAUACUCAUUAUAUACUAUUCGCCAACAGAAUUAAGCUUGAUGUGGCAGGAUCAAUGACAGCAGUUUGUGGAUUAUCUCCAAUGAUAUCAGCUUUAUCAGUGAACCCCAGCAAGUGCACGAGUCCCAUUUACUUACUUCCUCGGUUUCCUGAUCAUGAAUCUGCCGGAGUUCGAGAUUGGAGAGUGCCUGUUGAAGCUCCUUCGCAGAUGUGGCUGUUGCAUAUCGGCAAUGCUUUUGAGAGAAAGGAUGCCGAUGGGAACUCAGAGAUUCAGAUACACGCUUGCUCUUGUUCCUAUCAAUGGUUUAAUUUCCAAAAGCUUUUCGGAUAUAACUGGAAAAAUGGUAAACUAGACCCUUCGAUUAUGAAUGUAAAACAAAGGGAUAAUGAAUUGUUGCCUCAUCUUGUUCAGGUUUCUAUCAACUUAGAUGCUAAUGGGAACAGCCAAAAAUGUAGAGUGGAGCCUUUGAAUAACUGGAGCAAGCCAUCAGAUUUCCCUGUUAUAAAUCCAGCAUUUUCUGGCAAAAAAAAUACGUUAAUUUAUGCGGCAACAUCUUCUGGCUCUCGCCAGGCGUUGCCACAUUUCCCAUUUGAUACGGUGGUGAAGCUGAAUGUUUCAACCAAUACUAACCGUACAUGGUCCACUGGUGCUCGAAGGUUUAUUGGGGAGCCUAUUUUUGUCCCCAGAGGUGUCGAAGAAGACGACGGUUAUAUUCUUGUGGUUGAGUAUGCUGUGUCAAUACAAAGAUGUUUUUUAGUUAUUCUGAACCCUAUGAAGAUUGGAGAAGUUGAUGGUGCGUUGAUAGCUAAACUCGAAGUCCCUAAGAAUUUCAAUUUUCCACUUGGAUUCCAUGGUUUUUGGGCCAACGUCUAG